Molecule: messenger RNA, 7608 nt
Organism: Acipenser ruthenus (sterlet)
Lineage: Eukaryota; Metazoa; Chordata; Actinopteri; Acipenseriformes; Acipenseridae
Product: pleckstrin homology domain-containing family H member 1-like
Exons: 30
Coding region: 256-4683 (1475 amino acids)
Cellular component (GO): cytoskeleton
Source: RefSeq, a predicted model, not a curated record
AUGGGGGUUGGCUGUGUGUGUAACCUGAUCCCGUAUCUCAUCCUUUAGGAAUAGAGAAUAUGAAUCUGCUGAAUGAGUGUAAAUCGCUGCGGUACCUUCCCCUGAACUUUACACACUUGCGCUAGGGAAAGAGAGAGCGAGAGCUGAUGCACAGCACAGGGGAGCAGGGAUGUAAUUACGGGAAGGUGUUGAUGAGAAUAUCUCGCAGAGGAAACACAUUAAAGGGCGGUAGACCCAGAAGAAGGUCCCAAAGGGAUGGCGGAUGUGAUGGAGACUGGUGGCUCUGUGGACUGGCAAAAGCGAUGCGUAGCCCUGGAGACCCAGCUGCUGAAGUUCCGGCUGCAGGCUAGCAAGAUCAGGGAGCUGCUGGCAGAGAGGAUGCAGGAGUUGGAGCUGAGAGUCACAGAGGCGGACCAGCGAGCAGAGAAGGCUGAGAAGCAGGUACAUGUAAUGGAAGAAAAACUGAAGUCGGCGAACGUACAGCCCAGCGAAUCGGAGAACUCUUUGUUCAGGCGGUACCAAGAGCUGUCCAGUCAGGCACAAGAAAAGGAUGAGGUGAUUCAGAGGCUGGAGGUGCAGUUGGAAAAGCAGAACCAUCUGAGAGCACAGGAAGCAAAAAUCAUUGAAGAAAAAGCAGCGAAAAUAAAGGAAUGGGUGACCUUCAAACUACGAGAGCUUGAAAUUGAAAAUCACCAGCUAAAGCUUUCCAACUUAAAGCAGUCUGAACAGAUCCAGGUUCUCCAGGACAAAAUUCAAGCGCUGCUGGAAGGUCCUGGGUCAACACUAGGGACAGGAUCACACCCACAUGACAAUCUAGCUGGGGUCACAGCCCUCUCCAGUCUGGUCUACUCCCCUGGCGGCCCCACAAGCCCCACAAGCCCCACAGCUGUUGAGGAGGGCAAGUGGCAGCAUUCAGCACGUUUUUUACCGUCACCAACUCUAAACACCCAAGAUUUGAAGAAAAAGGGGGCAGAAGUGUCUGAAUCUCAACAGAGCUGCCCUACUUCACCUCUCGUCCUGGAGGACUUUUCAACCCAUGAAAACCAUGACCCCCUCUCUAAGUCUCCAUGUUCUGUGAGAAAGCAGACCAGCCCAGUUGCCAUGGUCACAGCAGAAGAUGAGGUUCUGGUCAAGGCUAAAGAUGUCCAAGCAUCACCAAAGUCUGGUUCUUGCAGCCCUGAGGCCUCCCUCGAGUUAGUCGCAAGGGGUUUUGGACCAGAGUUGCCAGAAGGUUUGAUCCCAGAGGUGCAGCAGCAUUUGGAGGUUGUUCGGGAUGCCCAUAGCCCCCCAGAGAAGAGAUGUGUGAACCGAUGCUUGGAGCGCGACAAUUCCUUUGAUGAACUGAACAGCAAGUUCUGUUCGCAGUGCUGCCACUGCUCUUCAUCACCCAGCAAGGCCAACAUGCCAAGCCUCAUCGUCAUCCCGGCACUCACCCCCAAACACUCUAUCCCUUCCCUGCAGCCUGCUUUCCCCUCGGCUGCUCCCUCUGGGACCAGCAUGACCUUGCCAAAGGUGAGGACACCACUCACACCCAGGGACAGCAUCCAGUUGGCCAAAAAGCACUAUAGCCAGCCACAGCCGGGGGCUGACCGCCUACAUCAUAUCAAUGUCAGCAUUGACAUCAGCUCCUUCAAGCCAAUCGCCCUGCCCCCACAGUGCACCCUAGAGGUGGAGGAGACUGACAUCGACGAGGUUCCUGAUAAAAUGGACAUGGAGGAUUGUGAGGAGGGGCUGAGGGAGGAAAGGAUCUCCUUCAUCCCACUCCCAGAGGAGCUGGAGUUCUUUGAUGUGGACGUCAAGCCACCCACUCCUCCUCUGCACAGGUUCCCAUCUUGGGAGAGUCGGAUCUAUGCUGUUGCAAAGUCUGGGAUGAGGCUGUCUGAGGUGACUUUCGGAACGGGAUCUCCCAGUAGAGUUUCCAAUUUGCCGUUGUAUCCAGCCGCAGGCCCCUUCACCCAUCUCAUCUACAAGAAUGUCACCGUGCCUGUGUACACCACACUCAAAGGGAAGGCGACUCAGAUCAGCAACAUCCCCUUCCCAGACGAGUCCUCGGGCUCUGAGGAUGACACCAGCUCUCUGGCCAGCCUCCGUACCUCCACCCUUGGACCCGAAACAAAGAAGAGCAGCACGCCAGGCAGCCCACGGGCCACCAAGAGAGGGGUGUCCAUGUCCUCUGUGAGCUCAGAGAGUGACUAUGCUAUCCCCCCAGACGCCUAUUCUAUCGACAGCAAUUACUCUGAACCGGAACACAAACUGCUGCGGACUUCCACCUACUCCUGCGAGAGUAACACUGCCGAGCCGCUGGAGAAAUCUGGGUACUUGUUAAAAAUGGGUAGCCAGGUAAAAGCAUGGAAACGGCGCUGGUUCGUUUUGAGGAACAGAGAAAUCUUGUACUACAAAUCCCCUAGUGAUGUCAUCCGCAAGCCCCAGGGGCAGAUUGAGCUCAAUUCAUCCUGUCGUAUCGCUCGUGGUGAAGGGGCACAAACCUUCCAGCUCAUUACAGAAAAGAAGACCUAUUACCUGACAGCUGACUCCCCCAACAUUCUGGAAGAGUGGAUCCGCGUUCUACAAAACAUCCUCAAGGUGCAGGCCGACAGCCUCGUUGUCACGGAGACCACCGCCAAGCCCAUCGUCAGAGGCUGGCUCACCAAAGUCAAACACGGCCACUCCAAACUGGUUUGGUGUUCUUUAAUUGGGAAGGUGUUCUACUAUUACCGCAAUCAGGAUGACAAGUUCCCGCUGGGUCAGCUGCGUGUGCAUGAGGCGAGGGUGCAGGAGGUGGACCGCUCCUGCGACUCGGAUGAGGACUACGAGGCGGGAGGGAGGGGCUUCCUGUCCUCCCACUGCACCCUGGCUGUCUACCCCAAGGAGCAGAGCCCCACCUAUCUGCUCAUCGGGACCAAACAGGAGAAGGACACAUGGUUGUACCACCUGACUGUGGCAGCUGGCAGUAGUGGCGGAUCUAAAGUGGGCACAGAAUAUGAGCAACUUAUUGGCAAACUGCUGGACCAGGAAGGGGAUCCAGGUUCCCCCUUGUGGACUCAUCUCAUACUAUGUUACAGCAAAGAUGGACUCCUCGCUCCCCUCACCACCCUGCCUUCACAGGCUCUGCAGACUGAGGCACUCAAGCUCUUCAAGUCAUGCCAGCUUUUCAUCAAUGUCCUGGUUGAGUCUUCAUCCAUCGAUUACCACAUGUCUCUGGCCCAGAAUGCUUUGCAGGUGUGCCUAACCCACCCCGAGCUACAGAACGAGAUCUACUGUCAGCUGAUUAAACAAACCUGCCACAGACAACCACAUAACUACUCCCUCAUCCAGUGCUGGCAGCUGCUGUCCCUGUGCGUCACCCUCUUCCUGCCUCAGCAUCGCUUCCUCUGGUACCUGAAACUGUACCUGCAACGGCACGCAGACCCCAGAAAUGAAGUUGGCAAGUACAUCAUUUACUGUCAGAGAUCAGUGGAGCGCACACUUCAGAAUGGAGACCGGGAGGCUAAACCAUCCCGCAUGGAAAUCAUGUCUAUCCUGCUGCGGAACCCCUACCACCACUCCCUGCCAUUCAGCAUCCCUGUGCACUUCAUGAACGGGACCUACCAGGUGGUAGGCUUUGACGGCUCCACGACGGUGGAUGAGUUCCUAAACACACUGAACCAGGAAACUGGAAUGAGGAAGCCUGUGCUUUCAGGAUUUGCUCUUUUCACAGACGAUCCUUCGGGGAAGGAUUUGGAGCACUGCCUGCAGGGAAAUGUCAAGAUUUGUGACGUUAUUUCAAAAUGGGAACAAUCAUUGAAAGAACUACAUCCUGGGAAGUAUGAAGGGACCAGAAUAGUUCGUCUGACUUACAAGAGCAGGUUGUGCUUCAGAGCACAAGCAAAGAGGGAGACAGAGAGAGAGCGCCUCUUGCUGGCGUAUCAGAUCAAUGAUGACGUGGUGCAUGGGAGGUUUCCUGUCAAUAAAGAGCUGGCACUGGAAGUCGCAGCCCUGAUGGCCCAGGUGGAGUACGGAGAUUUAGACCGGCCGGUUGCUUCUAGCCCCGGCGGAACUUCACAGGCCAAGAUGCAGCUGCUUCUCCUGCAGGCCCUGGAAAAGUUCUACCCGAAACGCUACAAGCAAGACUCCACCCCCGAGCAACUCCGACGGCAUGCUGACAGGGUUGCGACUAAAUGGAUGGUGUUGCGUGGUUGCAGUGCAGCGGAGUGUGUGCGCAUUUAUUUGACAGUUGCACGCAAGUGGUCUUUAUUUGGAGCCAAACUCUUCACUGUGAAGCCAGUCCCCCCUUCCCCCCUGGAGGAGGCUCCAACAUGGCUGGCUGUCAGUGAGGAUGGAGUCAGUGUGCUGGAACACAACACAAUGCGCCUGGUGAUGACGUACCCCUAUCAGUCGGUGAUGACGUUUGGUGGUUGCUGUGAUGAUUUCAUGAUUGUGGUCAACCAGCCUAAGGACAGGAGCUCUGGAAAGCGAACUGUUGAAAAACUGGUCUUUGCUAUGGCGAAACCGAAGAUCCUUGAGGUAACUCUACUAAUCGCCAGCUACAUCAACUACUGGACCAACAACCUCCUCUCGUCUUGCCCACACUCUCCUAACCCCGGCUCCCACCUCGGCACCAUGUCUGAGAAGAAGCUCUGGGACAUAGAUAGCAGGCACUUCCCAUCGAUGACCCGCACCACCAAGGGACCCACUCUGCUCUAAGAUGAAUGAGCAAGUUCUUAAAUCAGUGCUGUAGACUUGUGUUGCGCUGGAAAUGACAAAGGUUGAUAAGGUAAAACUGUCAGAAAGUCUGCCUAAUGCCUUCAUCUGUGUCAAGUUUCAACUUGAUGGGAUCUUGAUGAAUCACCACAAAAUUAAACUUGAGUUCUGUGAGAACCAAGGGACCUCAAAUGAUCAAUUUUACAAACUAAUUUCACCAUCUGGAUUCUACUAUUUCACUGGCAUCCCUAAUCUCAGUACAUCUGAAGUAGCACAAUGAAAAACAAAUUGAUAAAGAUUGCUGUUAAAAACUUACAAGCUUUCAAUAAAGAGGGAACCAACACUAGUAAAUACAUUGAAAUUACUACCUAAAGGAUGAAGAGACAGGCAGCAAGCUCAAUGCCACCACUGAGUGGUAAAGGACAUUGAGUGGAGCAAAAGGGCAAACAUUUCUUUAAACCCUGAGUCAUACACAGUGAAUCGAUGUUUGUCAUAUUGAAGUGUGUCUGACAUGUGGAUUGUUUCCAUAAAUUCGAUUUAGUUGUAGUUUCAGUGGGUAACCUUUGGAGUAUGCAGAUAGAUUACUAAUUGAGUCUCACUGGUAUUGACUGUACAGGUCACCCAUAUGCAAUUGAAGAAGUUACCAUGUUUUUCAUGGUAGCAUGUCAAUGUCAUUAUAAACCCUUUAGACCUUCCUUUCUAUCAGAAUACUGUACAUUGACUUAGUUGCCCACUUGGAUAGCAUUUAACAGCAUUGGAUCAAAUUAGACAAAUUAACCAUGCAUUGGUUAUGCCUUUUUUCCUUUUUUUAAUUUUUUUUAUUUAGCAUGUUCCUCUUUCCUAUUCUGCUUGCAAUUUUAUGUGAUCUAAAUUUGAUGUGACAUUUUAUGGAUAGAUUCUGAUACCAGGAAUAUAAAUAUUUGAACACAGUAAACGAGUAACAGAAUUAAUAGAGUAAAUUUAGAUUAAUGGACCAUAAAUCAGUAUUUUGUUUGAAAAUCUGUGGUAUACUUGUUAUGUAAAGCCCCUUUCACACUGGCACUCAUACCUGGGUCCGGACCCGGGGCCUGACUAAUCGGAUCACAAUACUGCAUAGUGUGAAGCCACGUAACCUGGGGCGGGUUAACCCAGGUCCCAGUGACCCACCUCAGGAUGUGGGUUGACACGCUUUGACUCGGGUCGAGCGAGACAAAAUGCUUGAUGGCCGUUCGUGAGUCGACGCAAUAACAAACAGCCACGCCUGCAUGAAAGUUUCACUUCCACAAGGAACGUUUCUGUUUAUUCUGUUUUAGCCAUAUUUAUGUUGGUUGAGACACACUAUGAGCCAGAUUGCAGCAGGGAUGAAGAAACUUUUUCUCUAAUCAACAUUUGGGCAGACGGUUCGAUACAGAGAAGCUUGAAUGUAAGCAUCCAUAACAAGCUGCUUCCAGGGCAUCAGUAUGUGCAUUGUUUACUUGCAUCUGUCACCCAGGUCAACCAUGCUUUAUCAAAAACAGUGUGAAAUCCCAUACCCGGCCCACAUGACACCGGGUACUGCCCACGUAGGUUCUGACCCGGAUAUAUCAUGCCAGUUUGAAAGGGGCUUUUGACAAACAUUGUGCAAUGGUUCAAAAUAUUGAAAUAUUUUGGAUACCUAAAAGGUGGUAUCCUAUUCCAAAUCAACCUGACCUUUUGAUUUUAUACCACUGUUUUUCGUGGUAUACGUUCUAUGAUAACGAUCCUACUUGAAAUAUGAUGUAAAUGGUGUAAUAAAAUGGAUUGGACAAACACACUGAUUUGACUUAGACCCUUGUAAAAACCAUGCCUUGACUGCACUGGUUCAACCUAAUUUCCAUUUUUAAGCGCAGUACCUCUGCUGUGCAGCCAUUUGUCAUGCCUCUCAGAGCCUCUUAUAUUGCACAACUACCGCAGGCCUUGUGUAAUCUACAGCUCCGGAGGCCCAUUCAGAAAUCACUGCCUCUAAUCCAUUGUCUUAGGGGGUUAACACAACUGGCAAUAAGUUGUUGAUGGUGAAACUUGAUAGUCUAGAUACCAUGGUAUGUAAUUAGGUAUCACUAAAAGUAAACCGUUGCUAUGGAAACCUGCUGUGCAGUGUUCCCACCUCAAAUGGUCUCAAAAAGGCCGCAUUCCUUGUGAUCCACUUAUUGUUGAUGGUAGGGUUUCUAAGGUGUUAUUACCCAGAAAGCUUACAAAUGUGUACUGCAAUGCAUGAAAGAGACAUGUCAUGCCAUCAACAAAGUAUUUUGAUGCUUAAAAUGUCAAUUUUGUUGCUUUCAGUAUCUUCUAGUCCCUUAGCAAAAUAUACUGCAGUAUCCUGUAAACCUCCUAGAAGCAUUUUUUGUGCCCUACAGGUUUAAUUUGUUGCCAUAAGGACCAAAAUUAAUGAAUUGAAGAACUGGAAAAUACUUUUAUUAAGCGUUAUUCACAGAACUGUCAUGCAAGAUGCAGUGUGUCCACAUGUGCUUCCUACAAAAAAAAAGUGUUUUGCAAGUAAUAAGUAAAUAAUCACUUUUGGUGUGCAUGUAUCUCGUACCUCAUUGAUCAUCAUAAAGUUAAUAUUGUGUUGUUCAACCAAGGGCUACCGUGUGUGCUUUCUAAAUACUAUUUGUGAAAAAUACUUGAAUCUCUUGUUUGGAUCAAACCACUGUCUUUUUUUUUUAAAUGGCAAGGAACCUUAUUUAUGUACAUUUGAGGUGCUGUUUUAAGAAAACCUAGAUCAUAGUUUAUAUUGUAGUUAAUUUAAUAAUUUUAAGGAAUUAAGCUUUUUGUGGACACUUCAGGAGGUACUGGAUUUUUAGAGCAGUUUAGAAUGUCAAUAAAAAGUGACUGAAAAUGCUGUUUGGUAAAAUGUAUGCAAGUGUGGGAUUCAAUUGAUGCUGUUCAUGCAAAUUGAAAUAAUGUGAUUUAAAUAAAUUAAAGUUCACUGUU